Molecule: messenger RNA, 6084 nt
Organism: Wickerhamiella sorbophila
Lineage: Eukaryota; Fungi; Ascomycota; Dipodascomycetes; Dipodascales; Trichomonascaceae
Product: Cell wall protein SED1
Exons: 1
Coding region: 1-6084 (2027 amino acids)
Biological process (GO): fungal-type cell wall organization
Cellular component (GO): fungal-type cell wall
Molecular function (GO): structural constituent of cell wall
Source: RefSeq, a predicted model, not a curated record
AUGCGUUUCGCGAAGGUUUUUGGCCUUUUCGCGGCUGCGUCGCUAGCAUAUGCUGCGGCCCCUACCGCUGACCUCGCUGUCCGUAUUGAUGAUGUUGGUACUGCCGAUCCCUCUACUUCCGUGUGCACUACCCUCGUUACUACUACUGGCCUCAUCCCCAGUGCCACCGCCUGUACUUGCGGUGAUGGACCCGGCAAGGGUCUUACUUCUGUUAUUAAUUCCGUUCUGGAGACUGUUCAGGCUCUGCUCAAAGGUCUGUCUAAUGCCGCCAGCAAUAUUGCUGCUCUUACCCCUCUGCUUGCUGCUGUCACCGCUGCCGUCGACGCUCUACUUACCGCCCUUAGUGGUGUCACCUGUCUUACUGGUGAUGCACUUCUGUCAAUCUUCAAGAUCGUCGAUAACUUGGUCAGUGUUAUUGAGAAUGUUGCAGACCAACUAGCUAACAGUGGCAUUCUCUUGACUCCCAUUCUCAAGGCUAUUCUCAAGUCGCUUAUCAAGAGUUUGAACGAUAUUGUGGCUACACUUGCUGCUAUUCUUGCCAAGUCUAGUGGCUGCUACGACUGCGCAGAUAUCGAUACCAUCAACAACCUUAUCAGCAGUGUCAACAAAAUUGGCUCCACUUUGUCCCCACCUUCCUCUAUUCCGUUAUUGACACCUUGCUCUAGCGGUCCUAUUACUCUGACUUCGGUUGUUCCUUGCCCAUCUAGCAAUGUGACCCCGUCUGAUUCAGGUGCCAAUUCUGGUUCUAUUGUCCCUACCGGUUCUGGUGCUUCUGUGUCUUCUACGCCUAGCGACUCUACUACUUCUGGAUCUCCUGCGCCUAGCGACUCUACUGUUUCUGGAGCUCCUGCGCCUAGCGACUCUGGUGCUUCUAGCUCUGCCACUCCUAGUGGUUCUGCUACCCCUAGCGGCUCUGCUACUUCCGAGCCUGGCACUCAGUUUGGCUCUGCUACACCUACUGGUUCUGGUGCUUCCGGCUCUGCUACCCUUAGCGGCUCUGGUGCCUCUGGAUCAGGUGCUCAAUCCGGCUCCGCCAUACCCAGUGGUUCUGGCGCUUCUGGCAUUAAUUCCGCAUCGGUUACCCCGAGCGGCUCUGGUGCAUCUGGCACAGCAGCUCACUCUGCGUCUGUAUGCACUAGCAUCAUCACUACCGUUGGUCUUACUCCUAGUGCUACUGCUUGUGCUUGUGAUGAUGGACCCGGCAAGGGUCUUACUUCCGUUCUCAAUUCCGUUCUGCAGACUGUUCAAGCUCUGCUCAAUGGCCUUUCUGACAUUGCCGGCCAUAUCGCGCUUCUGGGUCCUUUGCUUGCUGCUGUCAUCGCUGCUGUCGAUGCUCUUCUCGGUGCCCUUAGUGGUAUCACCUGUCUCGCUGGUGAUGGACUGCUGUCAAUCUUCAAGAUCGUCGACAACUUGGUCACUGUUAUUGAGAAUGUUGCUCAACAGCUCGCUAACAGCAGCGGUAUCUUGGCCCCCAUUCUCAAGAACAUUCUAGAGUCGCUUAUCAAGAGUUUGAACACCAUUGUUGCCACGCUUGCUGCUAUUCUUGCCAAAUCUGGUGGCUGCUACGACUGUGCCGACAUCGAUACCAUCAACAACCUUAUCAGCAGCGUCAACAAAAUUGGCUCUACGUUAUCGUCGCCUAUCGUCAUUCCGCUGUUGACGCCAUGCACUAACGGUCUUGUUACUUUGACGUCUGUUGGUCCUUGCCCAGCUAGUUCCAUGGCACCCUCUGGCUCUGGGGCUCAAUCUGGUUCUGCUACUGCUAGUGGUUCUGGUGCCUCUGGCUCUGGCACCCAAUCUGACUCUGCUACUUCCACCGGCUCCGGUGCUUCUGGCUCAGGAGCUCAAUCUGGUUCUGCUACUGCUAGUGGUUCUGGUGCUUCUGGCUCUGGCGCCCAAUCUGGUUCUGCUCUCGCCACCGGCUCCGGUGCUUCUGGCUCUGGGGUUCAAUCUGGUUCUGCUACUGCUAGUGGUUCUGGUGCUUCUGGUUCUGGCGCCCAAUCUGGCUCUGCUACUUCCACCGGCUCCGGCGCUUCUGGCUCCGGCACCCAAUCUGGUUCUGCUACUGCUAGUGGCUCUGGCGCCCAAUCUGGCUCUGCUACUUCCACCGGCUCCGGCGCUUCUGGCUCCGGUACCCAUUCUGGUUCUGCUACUGCUAGAGGUUCUGGUGCCUCUGGAUCAGGUGCUCAAUCCGGCUCCGCCAUACCCAGUGGUUCUGGCGCUUCUGGCGCUAAUUCCGCAUCGGUUACCCCGAGCGGCUCUGGUGCAUCUGGCACAGCAGCUCACUCUGCGUCUGUAUGCACUAGCAUCAUCACUACCGUUGGUCUUACUCCUAGUGCUACUGCUUGUGCUUGUGAUGAUGGACCCGGCAAGGGUCUUACUUCCGUUCUCAAUUCCGUUCUGCAGACUGUUCAAGCUCUGCUCAAUGGCCUUUCUGACAUUGCCGGCCAUAUCGCGCUUCUGGGUCCUUUGCUUGCUGCUGUCAUCGCUGCUGUCGAUGCUCUUCUCGGUGCCCUUAGUGGUAUCACCUGUCUCGCUGGUGAUGGACUGCUGUCAAUCUUCAAGAUCGUCGACAACUUGGUCACUGUUAUUGAGAAUGUUGCUCAACAGCUCGCUAACAGCAGCGGUAUCUUGGCCCCCAUUCUCAAGAACAUUCUAGAGUCGCUUAUCAAGAGUUUGAACACCAUUGUUGCCACGCUUGCUGCUAUUCUUGCCAAAUCUGGUGGCUGCUACGACUGUGCCGACAUCGAUACCAUCAACAACCUUAUCAGCAGCGUCAACAAAAUUGGCUCUACGUUAUCGUCGCCUAUCGUCAUUCCGCUGUUGACACCAUGCACUAACGGUCUUGUUACUUUGACGUCUGUUGGUCCUUGCCCAGCUAGUUCCAUGGCACCCUCUGGCUCUGGGGCUCAAUCUGGUUCUGCUACUGCUAGUGGUUCUGGUGCCUCUGGUUCUGGCGCCCAAUCUGGUUCUGCUCUCGCCACCGGCUCCGGUGCUUCUGGCUCUGGGGUUCAAUCUGGUUCUGCUACUGCUAGUGGUUCUGGUGCUUCUGGUUCUGGCGCCCAAUCUGGCUCUGCUACUUCCACCGGCUCCGGCGCUUCUGGCUCCGGCACCCAAUCUGGUUCUGCUACUGCUAGUGGCUCUGGCGCCCAAUCUGGCUCUGCUACUUCCACCGGCUCCGGCGCUUCUGGCUCCGGUACCCAUUCUGGUUCUGCUACUGCUAGAGGUUCUGGUGCCUCUGGAUCAGGUGCUCAAUCCGGCUCCGCCAUACCCAGUGGUUCUGGCGCUUCUGGCGCUAAUUCCGCAUCGGUUACCCCGAGCGGCUCUGGUGCAUCUGGCACAGCAGCUCACUCUGCGUCUGUAUGCACUAGCAUCAUCACUACCGUUGGUCUUACUCCUAGUGCUACUGCUUGUGCUUGUGGUGAUGGACCCGGCAAGGGUCUUACUUCCGUUCUCAAUUCCGUGCUGCAAACUGUUCAAGCUCUGCUCAAUGGCCUUUCUGACAUUGCCGGCCAUAUCGCGCUUCUGGGUCCUUUGCUUGCUGCUGUCAUCGCUGCUGUCGAUGCUCUUCUCGGUGCCCUUAGUGGUAUCACCUGUCUCGCUGGUGAUGGACUGCUGUCAAUCUUCAAGAUCGUCGACAACUUGGUCACUGUUAUUGAGAAUGUUGCUCAACAGCUCGCUAACAGCAGCGGUAUCUUGGCCCCCAUUCUCAAGAACAUUCUAGAGUCGCUUAUCAAGAGUUUGAACACCAUUGUUGCCACACUUGCUGCUAUUCUUGCCAAAUCUGGUGGCUGCUACGACUGUGCCGACAUCGAUACCAUUAACAACCUUAUCAGCAGCGUCAACAAAAUUGGCUCUACGUUAUCGUCGCCUAUCGUCAUUCCGCUGUUGACGCCAUGCACUAACGGUCUUGUUACUUUGACGUCUGUUGGUCCUUGCUCAGCUAGUUCCAUGGCACCCUCUGGCUCUGGCGCUCAAUCUGGUUCUGCUACUGCUAGUGGUUCUGGUGCUUCUGGCUCUGGCGCUCAAUCUGGCUCUGCUACUUCCACCGGCUCCAGUGCUUCUGGCUCUGGGGUUCAAUCUGGUUCUGCUACUGCUAGUGGUUCUGGUGUCUCUGGUUCUGGCGCCCAAUCUGACUCUGCUACUUCCACCGGCUCCGGUACUUCUGGCUCAGGAGCUCAAUCUGGUUCUGCUGCUGCUAGUGGUUCUGGUGCUUCUGGUUCUGGCGCCCAAUCUGGCUCUGCUACUUCCACCGGCUCCGGCGCUUCUGGCUCAGGAGCCCAAUCUGGUUCUGCUACUGCUAGUGGUUCUGGUGCCUCUGGUUCUGGCGCCCAAUCUGGUUCUGCUCUCGCCACUGGCUCCGGCGCUUCUGGCUCUGGGGUUCAAUCUGGUUCUGCUACUGCUAGUGGUUCUGGCGCCUCUGGUUCUGGUGCCCAAUCUGGUUCUGCUCUCGCCACCGGCUCCGGUGCUUCUGGCUCUGGGGUUCAAUCUGGUUCUGCUACUGCUAGUGGUUCUGGUGCUUCUGGUUCUGGCGCCCAAUCUGACUCUGCUACUUCCACCGGCUCCGGCGCUUCUGGCUCAGGAGCCCAAUCUGGUUCUGCUACUGCCAGUGGUUCUGGCGCCCAAUCUGGUUCUGCUCUCGCCACUGGCUCCGGCGCUUCUGGCUCUGGGGCUCAAUCUGGUUCUGCUACUGCUAGUGGUUCUGGCGCCUCUGGUUCUGGCGCCCAAUCUGGUUCUGCUCUCGCCACUGGCUCCGGUGCUUCUGGCUCUGGGGUUCAAUCUGGUUCUGCUACUGCUAGUGGUUCUGGUGUCUCUGGUUCUGGCGCCCAAUCUGGCUCUGCUACUUCCACCGGCUCCGGCGCUUCUGGCUCCGGCACCCAAUCUGGUUCUGCUACUGCUAGUGGCUCUGGCACCCAAUCUGGUUCUGCUACUGCUAGUGGCUCUGGCGCCCAAUCUGGCUCUGCUACUUCCACCGGCUCCGGCGCUUCUGGCUCCGGUACCCAUUCUGGUUCAGGAGCCCAAUCUGGUUCUGCUACUGCUAGUGGUUCUGGUGCCUCUGGUUCUGGCGCCCAAUCUGGUUCUGCUCUCGCCACUGGCUCCGGCGCUUCUGGCUCAGGAGCUCAAUCUGGGUCUGCUCUCGCCACCGGCUCCAGCGCUUCUGGCUCAGGAGCUCAAUCUGGGUCUGCUCUCGCCACCGGCUCCGGCGCUUCUGGCUCCGGCGCCCAAUCUGGUUCUGCUACUGCUAGUGGUUCCGGUGCCUCUGGCUCUGGCGCCCAAUCCGGUUCUGUUGUCCCCACAGGCUCCGGCGCUUCUGGCCCCGGCGCGCAAUCUGGUUCCGUUGCUCCUACCGGCUCUGGUGCUUCUGACUCUGGCGCCCAAUCCGGUUUUGUGGUUCCCACCGGCUCUAGUGCCCCCACUGGCACUGGGGUAUUGUCAGGUUCUGAGGAGGUCUCCACGACUGUUGUCACUGAAUUCACUACUUACUGCCCUGAGCCUACAACUGUCUGCCCUGGUAAUGGCCACUGCUACACUGUCACUGAGCCCACUACUUUGACUAUCACUGACUGCCCGUGCACUCUCACCAAGCCACCUGCGAUGACUACAACUAUUGUGACUGAGUUCACUACUUAUUGCCCUGAGCCUACCACUGUCUGCCCUGGUAACGGCCGCUGCUACACUGUCACUGAACCCACUACUUUGACUGUCACUGACUGCCCAUGCACUCUCACCAAACCCCCUGCGAAGUCUACCACUAUCGUCACUGAGUUCACUACUUCCUGCCCUGAACCCACUACCUUCACUCAUGGAAGCCAGACAGUGACCGUAACCAGCGCUGGCCCCGUUACUCUCACGGAGACUGUCACUGUCCCCUGCGAGACCGAGACCCCUACCAACGUUCCUAUAUCAACUCCUAAGACUUCGGGUGCUGAGACUGCUCCUGCUCCAACUCUCAAGACUUCAGGUGCUGAGACUGCUCCCAGCCCUGCUGCUUCUGGCACUGAGGUGCGCCCCGCAAAUGGUGCUUCUAUUAAAGGCAUUUCAUUCGCUGCUAUCGUAGCCGGGGCUGUUUUUGUCUUCGCUUAA